Messenger RNA from Ustilago hordei, 1563 nucleotides. RefSeq lists its product as uncharacterized. Gene Ontology annotation, molecular function: nucleic acid binding. The transcript has 3 exons. Gene Ontology annotation, biological process: DNA integration. NCBI's taxonomy places the organism in Eukaryota, Fungi, Basidiomycota, Ustilaginomycetes, Ustilaginales, Ustilaginaceae. The record is from RefSeq and is a predicted model, not a curated record. The coding region runs from base 1 to 1563 and encodes 520 amino acids.
AUGCAACCAGUUGGUGAAGAGCAGGAUCACAACGUGAGGCAACUACUGCCUCCUCGAGUGUUCAAGGAGACAGCAGACCAUGACUCAACCCUAGUAGCCCCUAUGCUCUCGAUGGAGUCCAUAGCAUCAAAGGGUCUCAGAGACCUGGUCAAGAUCUUCCAGCCCUUAGACCAAGAGCUACAGGAGAUACAUACAAAGAAGCCUUUUGAGGUCAAGGACAACCUAUGGUACAGUGGAGAGCACCUGCAAUUCAUGGUGAUGACCCAAUGCCAUGACAGCAUCACUGCUGGACACAUGGGAAGAGAUGCUACCAUCAAGGCAGCCCAACAACAUUACUGGUGGCCAAACAUGACAGCUUGGAUUGCAGACUAUGUAGCAAGUUGUCCUGUAUGUGCUAGGUACAAAGCUCCUCGUCACCGUCCAUAUGGUUUGCUACAGCCACUAGCAACACCAGACAGGCCCUGGGGCUCCAUAUCCCUCGACUUCAUUGAAGGACUACCACCAUCAAAGAAGUAUGACUCCAAGACCUAUGACUCUAUCCUAGUCAUCGUCGACAGGUUAACCAAGUUUGCCAUACUAGCUCCAACCCAUAAGACAGUCACAGCCAAACAGACUGCAGUGUUGCUACAUGGACACAUGGUUAGACUCUUCAGCUACCCAGAUCACAUGGUCUUGGACCAAGGCAGGCAGUUCAUAUCAGGAGCAUGGAAGGCAUUCACAGAACAAAUGGGUGUGAAGCACUCACUUAGCAUGGCUUACCAUCCUCAAACUGAUGGUCAGACAGAGAGGGUCAAUCAGGUUGUAGAGCAGUACUUAAGGAUGUACUGCAACUAUGAGCAGAAUGACUGGGCCAACCUGCUGGACACUGCAGCCUUUGUAUACAACAACACAGUCCACAACAGCAUUGGAGUCAAUGACCCAGGUCACUUCAAGUACCUCAUGGAUGGGAAGGAGCGUUGCAAGUACCUCCAGGAGCAGAUCAGAGAAGCACAACAUAGAUCAGUAGACCAGUAUAACAGGAAGCACAAGGACAUCGAGUUCAAGGUGGGUGAUAUGGUCUAUAUCAACUGUCGAAACUGGAAGACAAGGAGACCCACACCCAAGUUAGAUACCCAAUUUGCAGGACCCUACCCAGUUCAGGAAUGGGUAGGAUGCCAAGCUUAUCAAAUCACAUUGCCAGCAAACCUUAGGGUGCAUGAUGUGUUCCAUGUCUCCAUGCUCAAACCAGCAAGAACAAGUUCUCUCCCUCAACAGGCUGAACAGCCCACUAUACCACCACUUCCAGAUGAGGAUCUUGACUUUGAAGUUGAGGCCCUCAUCGACAAGCAUUCACACAAUGGGACUACAGAGUACAAAGUGUUGUGGAGAGGGUACUCCAAAGAAGCUGCUUCAUGGGAACCAGUAGAGAACCUCAACUGCCCCGACCUCAUCCAGGAGUAUGAGGUGUCGGAGGGGGGACGAGCGAGUAGACAAAGUAGAGAGAGGAGGAGUCAGCAUGAACCAGACCAGAGCAUGCCUCGACGGAGCUCGGCUCUUAAGAGGGGGGUAGUGUCAUGGGCCUGA